GUUCCGAAGCUCUUCCGGAGUGGCCCGAGGAGUAGCGAGGCUUCUCCGGAGGUGCCCGAAGCCGGGCCGAAGGGUCCCGAAGCUCUUCCGGAGUGGCCCGAAGCGGCGCCGAGGAGUCCCGAAGCUUCUCCGGAGGUGCCCGAACCCCUUCCGAAAGAUUCCGAGGUCUCUCCGGAAGUACCCGAGGCCGCGCCGAGCUUGUUCCGAAGCCGCCCGAACCGUUCCGGAGGCGCCCGAGCGGGUCGUGCCGGUGCGGAGGCGGCGGGAGCGGGAGGCGAUGAAGCGCGGCCGGGGCCGGGCCCGGGGGUAGCGCGGCCGAACGAGCGGCCAUGGCGGCCAACAUGUACCGUGUCGGCGAUUAUGUCUACUUCGAGAACUCCUCGAGCAACCCCUACCUCGUCCGCCGCAUCGAGGAGCUCAACAAAACGGCCAACGGCAACGUGGAGGCCAAGGUGGUCUGCCUCUUCCGCCGGCGGGAUAUUUCCAGCAGCCUCAACAGCUUGGCCGACAGCAAUGCACGCGAGUUUGAGGAGGAAUCCAAGCAGCCCACCAUGACGGAGCAACAGCGUCACCAGCUGAAGCACCGCGAGCUUUUCCUCUCCCGGCAGUUCGAAUCGUUGCCGGCCACCCACAUACGGGGGAAGUGCAGCGUGACGCUCCUCAAUGAAACCGAUAUCUUGGGCCAGUACCUGGAGAAGGAGGAUUGCUUCUUUUACUCGCUGGUGUUCGACCCGGUCCAGAAAACCCUCCUGGCCGACCAGGGCGAGAUCCGGGUGGGCUGCAAAUAUCAGGCAGAAAUCCCAGACCGGCUGGCUGAAGGCGAGUCGGACAACCGAAACCAGCAGAAGAUGGAGAUGAAAGUGUGGGACCCCGACAACCCCCUGACGGACCGGCAAAUCGACCAGUUCCUGGUGGUGGCACGAGCCGUCGGGACCUUCGCGCGCGCCCUGGACUGCAGCAGCUCCAUCCGACAGCCCAGCCUGCACAUGAGCGCCGCCGCCGCCUCCCGGGACAUCACGCUGUUCCACGCCAUGGACACGCUGCAGCGCAACGGCUACGAUUUGGCCAAGGCCAUGUCGACGCUGGUGCCGCAGGGAGGGCCGGUGCUGUGCCGCGACGAGAUGGAGGAGUGGUCGGCCUCCGAGGCCAUGCUCUUCGAGGAGGCGCUGGAGAAAUACGGGAAGGACUUCAAUGAUAUCCGGCAGGAUUUUCUGCCCUGGAAGUCUUUGGCCAGCAUCGUGCAGUUUUAUUACAUGUGGAAGACCACCGACCGCUACAUCCAGCAGAAGAGGCUGAAAGCAGCGGAGGCGGACAGCAAGCUGAAGCAAGUCUACAUCCCCACCUACACGAAGCCAAACCCCAACCAGAUCAUCUCGGUGGGCUCCAAACCCGGCAUGAACGGGGCCGGCUUCCAGAAGGGGUUGACCUGCGAGAGCUGCCACACCACCCAGUCUGCCCAGUGGUACGCCUGGGGCCCCCCCAACAUGCAGUGCCGCCUCUGCGCCUCGUGCUGGAUCUACUGGAAGAAGUACGGGGGGCUGAAGACCCCCACCCAGCUGGAGGGGGCCGCCCGCAGCGCCUCGGAGCCGCACUCUCGGGGCCACCUCUCGCGCCCCGAGGCGCAGAGCCUCUCUCCCUACACCACCAGCGCCAGCCGGGCCAAGCUGCUGGCCAAGAACCGGCAGACGUUCCUGCUGCAGACCACCCGCCUCACCCGCCUGGCGCGCCGCCUCUGCCGCGACGUCCUGCAGCCGCGCCGCGCCGCCCGCCGCCCCUACGCCCCCAUCAACGCCAACGCCAUCAAGGCCGAGUGCUCCAUCCGCUUGCCCAAGGCCGCCAAGGCCCCCCUCAAGGUUCACCCGCUGGCCCGGCUGCCCCUCGCCGCCAUCGUCAAGGAGCUGGCGGCACAGGCCCCCCUGAAGCCGAAGACGCCACGGGGCACCAAGACCCCCAUCAACCGCAACCAGCUGAGCCAGAGCCGGGGGCUGGCAGGGCUGGUGGGCAAGAGGGGCUACGAGGGGGCGGGCGAGGGCCACCGCCCCCCCCGGGUACGGGUACGGGCCGCUGGGGGGCUGCGAGGGGGCGGCGAGGGCCACCACCCCCGGGUGGGGGGCUCGGGCCUCCCGUUCUCGGCCAACGGGCGCCCCCUGGCGGCGGGGCUGCGCGCCGGGCCCCCCCCCGCCAGCAAGCGCCAGAAGCUGAACCCCGCCGACGCCCCCAACCCCGUCGUCUUCGUGGCCACCAAGGACACCAGGGCGCUGCGGAAGGCGCUGACGCACGUGGAGCUCCGCCGUGCUGCCCGUCGCCCCAACCUGCCCCUCAAGGUGAAGCCGGGGAUGCCCCUGCGGCCUGGGGGGGGGUCCCUGGCGCCCCCUGCCCCCCCUCACCCCGCCAGCACCUCGGAGCCCAUCGUCCUCGAGGACUGACCCCCCUCCCCCCCACCGCCGGGCCGGGCCCCUUUUGUAUUUUUUUUAUUUCCAUAGAAAUGGCGAGGGGAUGGGGGGGGUGGGGGAGGGGGUCCUGGUGCCGGUCUGGAGCCCCUCCCCCCCUGCGCUGCCCCCCGACCCCCCGCGGGCCCCUUUUGUACGUGGAGCAACGCCCCCGGUUUUGUAUCUCGGGUUGUCCCGGUUCUGUAGCGACAGGAAAUAAAACUGAUGAUUUUUUCUUCA
Phalacrocorax carbo (great cormorant) is the source of this 2669-nucleotide messenger RNA. NCBI's taxonomy places the organism in Eukaryota, Metazoa, Chordata, Aves, Suliformes, Phalacrocoracidae. The record is from RefSeq and is a predicted model, not a curated record.